CACAGUCAAGUUGUGAGGCUUUUUUUUUUUUCUCUGUGCUAUCAAAGUUGAAUCGAAGUUUUACUAAAGUUGAAGGAUAAACCAAUGUAGUUCUAAACUGCAUACUAUACAUCCGUCCGUUUUUAAUCAGGCCCAUGUUUUAAUCUCGUGGGAAUAUAAAAAAGAAAAGAAGAAAAGAAGUCACCAUUGUUCGAGUUGGAUCGCUUAACGCUUACCAGAUUUCCUGUUCCUGUGUGGAAGAAUUACCGAGGGCUGCUAGCAAGAGAGGCAGUGACGCAAAACACACAUUAUACGAAAGCAGCUGUGUGGACUGAGGCUCAGGACUGUGCAGCUCGAACACCCGGGGGUUUACCUGCUACUGCAGACUGUCAGCUGAGGGACAGUCACACACUCGGUCACAUUUGGUGACUCUUUUCUUGUUUUUUUUUUUUUUCUUUUUUUCCCCUCCAUUGUUUUGGACUAAAGAUCUUUUUUCUUUAUUUCUCGUUGCCUCUUUUUAAACGCAACCAUUUUUGCGUGAACGAAACUCUGAUUUUCUCUCAUAUUAUGCACUUCAAUGGAUACCGGGGGUUCAGUGGUUAGCAUGCGAGCUGAGGAGCAGCCCUUUCAUGUCCGCUACAGUACCAAACAGUAGCCUUCAUAGGCUAACAGUGCAGGAUGGAGGUGUCCUGCUUGGAGCUCGCACUGGAGGGUGAGCGGCUCUGCAAGGUGGGGGACUACAGAGCAGGUGUAUCCUUUUUUGAAGCUGCCAUCCAGGUGGGCACAGAGGACCUUCAAGUGCUCAGCGCGAUCUACAGCCAGCUGGGCAAUGCCUACUUCCACCUGCAUGACUACGCCAAGGCUUUGGAGUUCCACCGACAUGAUCUCACUUUAACCAGGACAAUCGGUGAUUUGCUCGGAGAAGCCAAAGCCAGCGGGAACCUUGGAAACACAUUAAAGGUGCUGGGGCGGUUUGAUGAGGCUGUGGUCUGCUGUCAGAGGCACCUGGACAUCGCCAGGGACAUUAAUGACAAGGUAGGGCAGGCGCGAGCUUUCUACAACUUUGGGAAUGUGUACCAUGCCAAAGGGAAAAGUAUCUGUUGGAGCGGGGCUGAGCCUGGAGAUUUCCCUGAAGAGGUCAUGAAUGCACUGAGGAGGGCAGCAGAGUACUACGAGGCAAACCUGGCAAUAGUAAAGGAGCUUGGAGAUCGAGCUGCUCAGGGUCGCACUUUGGGCAACCUUGGCAACACACAUUACUUGUUGGGAAACUUUCGCAAAGCUGUAGCCUCUCAUGAACAGCGUUUGCUGAUAGCUAAGGAGUUUGGCGAUCGGUCGGCAGAGAGGCGGGCGUACUGCAACCUGGGGAACGCCUUUAUCUUUUUAGGGGAGUUCGAAGUGGCGGCUGAGCAUUACAAGAGGACACUACAGUUGGCCAGACAGUUGAAGGACCGAGCCGUGGAGGCUCAAGCCUGCUACAGUCUGGGAAACACGUACACACUACUCCAGGACUAUGAGAGAGCCAUAGACUAUCACCUCAAACACCUCAUCAUAGCUCAAGACCUCAAUGACAGGAUUGGGGAGGGCCGUGCAUGCUGGAGUCUUGGAAAUGCUCACACUGCACUGGGGAACCAUGACCAAGCUAUGCAUUUUGCUGAGAAGCACUUGGAGAUCUGCAGAGAGACUGGAGACAGGAGUGGAGAGCUGACGGCUCGUAUGAAUGUUUCUGAUCUUCAGACAGUUCUGGGUUUGAGCUACAGCACGAAUAACUCCACGCUGUCAGAAGAUAAGGAUAUCGACUACAACCUACAUGGAGCAAAGCCCAGGAUGAGCAGGCGGCACAGCAUGGAGAACCUGGAACUGAUGAAAAUCACUCCAGACAAAAUGAAUGGUCAGAAGUGGAGCAGUGAUAUCUUGGCCAAACAGUCGAAACCCUCUUUGACAAAGAGUUCGUCCAAGCUGUUCUUUGUCAGCCGUCUGCGUGGGAAGAAGUACAAGACUGGUGGCUCGAGUAAGGUCCUCCAAGACACGAGCAACACUCUGGACACAAGCCAAACUGCAGCACAGGGACCACAGAAACGACUGAGUCCUGACAUGCUCGGAGACGAAGGCUUUUUUGACCUGCUUAGCCGUUUCCAGAGCAACCGUAUGGAUGAUCAGCGUUGUUCAAUACAAGAUAGAGGCAGCAGGUUAUCACUGAACAGCGGUCCAGAUUCACUGCCCAAAACCAUCAGAAAAUCUGUGUCAGAGUCCGUCAAUAUCUCGGGCGCAUCAUGCCGGCGGUUAGAGGAGUCCUCGGCAGCAGGAGGGAGCCUGCCCGGCCUCAGGCUCAAUCAGAGCAACAACCAGGCAGUACUCAGCCACCUGAUGGCCAACGCUGACAACGCUGAGCCUGAUGACGACUUCUUCGAUAUGCUUGUCAAGUGCCAGGGUUCACGAUUAGACGACCAGCGCUGCGCCCCUCCGCCUCCCCCAGUCCGAGGACCCACUGUGCCCGACGAGGACUUCUUCAGCCUCAUUAUGCGCUCUCAAGCCAAAAGAAUGGACGAGCAACGUGUCACCCUGCCUUCUGCAGCCAGAUCAACCUCCAGCUCCAGCUCCAGCUGAACAAAGCACUUACAGGCGCAUGCCUUUCCUUUUAAAUUUCAUGAAAUGUUGAACAGCAUUGUGGCUGACUAAGUCACUGAGAAUACUUGUAACUAAUAACAUUAGUCCCGUUGGACAAAACAAAGCACCAUCGGCAGUAAAUGUACAGUACAGGAUGGGGAAAAAUAUCAUCUCAGUUUAACAAACACUUGUUUCACUCAACUUGGAGACUAACAGUCACAGCAGAAUCAGGGAUAUUUUAAAAAAAGAAGUUGUUUUUAAUGAUUGUAUACUGGAUACAUUUUUUCUUUUAAUUCCAAAUGUAUUUUUCAAUACACAGCUGCGGUUGUAUAUAUUAUACUUAAUGUGAUUCUGUUGUCUGCCGUCCCAACACUUUGAAAUAACAUGUAGAUGUAGCACUCGUGUGUUUUGCUCAUAUGCAACAUUUUUGUGUUUGAGAAAAAUGAUGGCUAAAAGAAAUAAAAGGUAUUUUGCGCAAACGUAUAAAAAUAAUUAAUUUAAGCCAUGUAAAGACCCUUUUGUAUGCUUUCUGAGUGAUGUCAGAAAUAAAACUAGUUCAAGGAGGCGUCCUGUUGUGACUAAACGCUCAAUGUUAAGUUCUUAUUUUAACAAGGCAAGAAACUUUUUUUUGUAAAAGGUUUUAUUGAACGUACCAGCACUCAGACUUAAGUUAGCUUUAGUUUGUCACUUUUUUUUAAAAACACCAAUUAGAAAGGCUUAAUACAAGAUCCACUAUCAUUUCAAAAGCAAUUAACUGUACAUACAUAAACACAACUGAAAUAAAUACAUCUAUGUACGUAUUAGUUUGGCCUCAUUUCUGAAGAGAAUAUACUAUACAUUAACAUAAAAAAACUUAAAUAUGCAUGUUUGUAAGUUAGUUAGCAUUAGACAAUGUUAAAAAACAAAGUGCACAUGUAAAAUAAUGAAAAAUGCCCUGAAAACUGGUUUUAAAUAAACCUCAAAACACCCGUGCUUGUAUCCAGAUUUUCUUGUGCAU
This is a messenger RNA of Cololabis saira (Pacific saury), 3580 nucleotides long. RefSeq names its product G protein signaling modulator 2 (gene gpsm2). The coding region runs from base 658 to 2583 and encodes 641 amino acids. The transcript is spliced from 17 exons. Gene Ontology annotation, molecular function: protein binding; GTPase regulator activity. The record is from RefSeq and is a predicted model, not a curated record. Lineage: Eukaryota; Metazoa; Chordata; Actinopteri; Beloniformes; Belonidae.